AAAGCAUAACCAAUCACUACUGAAGUGUUCGAAAACCUUUUUUUAAGUGUUCGAAAACUUUUAGAUUGAAAGUUAUUUGAUUGAUUUUGUAGUCAAAAUUGUGGUACUUAAUGAACCAUCUUUUAAGGUAAUAAAUAUGGUACACUCUUCACCAAUAGGAUUUUCUUAUAAAGUUGCUCUCUCUAUUUCAUACUCGAGAGAGAGAGAGAAAUAGGUGACAGUUGUUGCCUUCCCGGUUCUUCUGCUAGAUGUUUAUGGCUUAAAACUAUUAUACAAAGAUGAUUAUCUCUUUUAUUCAAACUCAACUAAUGAUAAUAAUGAUUAGGUCUUCCAUCAAAACAGUCUCAUUCCUAAAGAAUCUUUAUACAAAGAGCCCUUUUGAGGCACUAAUAAGGAAACCUUACCCAAUUUGAGAAUGACAAUGUAGCCCAUAAAGGAGACCCAAAAUGAGCACUGCUUUUCAGUAAAAGAAGAAUGUCCUUUGGACAAAGCCAAAAAGAAUUUCCUAACACCCUUACCACAAGAUGCCUAUAAAAACAAAAUCUAUUUUUACUUUGUGAACAAACAAAAGAAGCAUAUUUCUAAGUUAUUUAUUAGAAUACUAUUAGUUUAGGGAGAAAAAACCUUUAGACAAAUAUUAGUGAAAAAAAAUUAUAAAUUAAACUUUAAAAAGAAUAAUAAUAAUAAUCCUUAAUUAGUGAGCACUAUGACAGGCUUGGGAUCUUCAUGUGGAGCAUGCAAGUUUCUGAGGCGAAAAUGCAGCAGCGAAUGCAUUUUUGCUCCUUACUUCGGCUACGACGAGGCUGCAAGCCAUUUUGCGGCGGUGCACAAGGUGUUCGGAGCUAGCAAUGUUUCAAAGCUGUUAUUACACUUGCCACAACACAACCGGAGUGAUGCUGCAACCUCUAUCUCAUAUGAAGCUCUUGCUCGGAUGAGAGACCCCAUUUAUGGUUGUGUUGCUCAUAUCUUUGCUCUCCAACAACAGGUUGCCUACCUGCAGGAGGAGAUAGAGAUUCUUGGGAACCAAAUAGCUCAUAAUGUCACAGCUGGUUUUGCAAGUUCUGGGAGUUCUUCUGAAGGAACUAAUAAUAAUAGUGAUCAUAAUACUCAUAAUAAUACCUUAGAUUCCAGUUCUCAACUCUUUUCACAUAAUGGAGCUAUGAACUGUCAGUAUUAUCAGAAUCAACAGGAAGUUCUACCCUCCCAGAACCAGAAUUCAACUGGAAAUAGUAGUAACAUAGUUGUUGGUGGGCAGGUGGGUUUUCAUCUUCAUCAAAAUCCAUAUAGUUGGGGAGAAGAGAACAUGGUUUGUAACUCUCUCUCAGAUCCUUUAGACAAACUAUUUGAGGGGAUAGAACAAGAAAGCUUAGGGAAUAGUCCAUGGUUGGAUGAAAUACCCAAUGUGGAAAACUUUAUAGGUCCACAAUCUGGGACUGAGCCCAGCUUUUGGUAAUGAAGAAAAAUACUUUGGUGGUGUGUGAGCCUUUCACUUUGAAUGAAGGAAAUAAAGUUCGUACCAAUUGCCAAUUUGAUACUAUGGUUGAUCUUUUUUCUUCUUAAAACAAAAUCCCAAAUAUGGUUUGUUCUAAAUUGGCAUAGAGCUGUAGAAGCCAACAUACUGCUGCAUGUCAAAGCAGGGGACUCUGCUCCUCCCUACACUGGAUUCGACAAUGUGUACAUUAUUAUAUUACCAGUCCACGUAGUGGUUUUAAGAACCAAUUGUAAUAUUUCAUUUUGUACUAUGUUUUCAGUUAGAUUUUCUUAAAUGACUUCAUAUUUUAAUUUUCAUACAUGAACUUAAAAUUUAUUAAGAGUUAGUCCCA
This is a messenger RNA of Cannabis sativa, 1823 nucleotides long. RefSeq names its product LOB domain-containing protein 33. Gene Ontology annotation, cellular component: nucleus. Gene Ontology annotation, biological process: hormone-mediated signaling pathway; positive regulation of DNA-templated transcription. The transcript has 2 exons. The record is from RefSeq and is a predicted model, not a curated record. NCBI's taxonomy places the organism in Eukaryota, Viridiplantae, Streptophyta, Magnoliopsida, Rosales, Cannabaceae. Bases 707 to 1453 code for a protein of 248 amino acids.